CUUCUCGAGAAACAUAUCUCGAAAAUUAUCGCAUGUUAUUUUUACACAUCGUACAAGGUUCUUCAUCGAUUGUUCUCGCAAGUAUUUAAUUAAUAAAUCGAUUCGACGUGUCUUUUGUUUGUUGCGUCAACUCGACAAGAAUUUUAAUCCCGUUCCUUGACGAAGAGCAAUGAUGUAAUUGUAAACACGUUACAUGUUGCUGCAAAAUUUGCAAGUGGGUCGCCACAUUCUGAACAAUGUCGCGAAAAAUUUAUCUCCUUUCGGUCGUCGUUUCAGCAAGGAAGUUCCGGAAAAUGACAAAUUCGUUAGACAAUCGGAAGUUAAAAUCCGCAACAUAACCCCCGAGGGACAUAAAAAAAAUCGCGAACAGUGCCCAAGACUGUUGUCGUUUCGACAGCUCUGCAAGAAGCUCUUCUUCCUUUCCGAGAAACAAUCUAAUCCUUCGUUUAAAGUAGUACAUCAAUGCGAAACGACGACGGCCAGUGACGAUUAUUUGAACGCUCGACGAUCCGUGGAACUUCGUAUCGAGAAUAUAAUACAACUCGUGGAAAGCGAAUCGCAAUCGAUCGCGAAAGACGUGAAGACGCGUUUGGAGAACAGCGAGAUCGCUCGCGCGGCUCAAUUGCGAGAACUGUACAAACAGACGAGCGAAAAACUGGACGAAGUCGUCAAAUUGGACGUGUCGUACGGAUUUUGGAUGCGCAAGGAAACGUUGCUGCUGAACGACGAAAUAGGCCGAUCGUUCGACGCCUUGGAACGCGCGAUCGCGCCGAACGUCAAGCGCAUAACGUUCAUGCUGAGAACGUUGAAAAAUAACGUCUUGGCGCGCGCGAGACAAACGGAAGAAACUGUCGCGACGUGUCGCAGACACAAAGUUCCGUCCGAGCUCACGGAUUGCGUGAGAAAACAGCUGAGCGAGGCCACGAAGACGAUCGAUCGCACGAACGAAGAGACGCGUAUCAAUCUCGAACGCAUCGGAAAGUAUCGCGACGCGUUUACGAAGGCGCACGAGACGACGAUGCAAGAAACGUUGGAACUGAAUCGCAAGAAGGUGGCCGAGUUGUUGAAGUACAUGGAAAAAUGUAUCGUUUGGUUAAAAAAAUCGAGCGAAGAUUAGCGAGUAGCGAUAAAAAAAAGUGCACACAAUCCAACAACUGCUUGGAAAAGCAAAUGUAAGAUCUCGCGAAGAUCCGACCGAGAGGCGAUUAAUUUCCUAAUUGUGCGCGCGCGAACAAUCAAACAAUCUCUCUCGUUUACUAGAUUUAUUUGAACUCGGGGAAACAAAAAUGUAUCAAAAAAAAA
This is a messenger RNA of Pseudomyrmex gracilis, 1302 nucleotides long. RefSeq lists its product as uncharacterized. Bases 194 to 1117 code for a protein of 307 amino acids. The transcript has 2 exons. The record is from RefSeq and is a predicted model, not a curated record. NCBI's taxonomy places the organism in Eukaryota, Metazoa, Arthropoda, Insecta, Hymenoptera, Formicidae.